Messenger RNA from Peromyscus californicus insignis, 2594 nucleotides. RefSeq names its product arylformamidase (gene Afmid). The transcript has 11 exons. Lineage: Eukaryota; Metazoa; Chordata; Mammalia; Rodentia; Cricetidae. The record is from RefSeq and is a predicted model, not a curated record. Gene Ontology annotation, molecular function: arylformamidase activity. Bases 55 to 972 code for a protein of 305 amino acids.
UUCCCGGAUCCUGGAGCAAAAGCUGGAGCGUAGCCUUCCGUGCUAGACCUGACCAUGGCUGCCUCUGCGCAUUCCGCGAGCGAGACGCCCUGGAAGACCUUGUCUGCAGAGGAACUGGAGAAGCAGUACUCACCUAGCAGGUGGGUCAUCCGGAUGAAAGCAGAAGAAGUCAUCAGCACCUUCGUGCAGACAGGAAUCCAGGCCACCAGGAAAGCCCGGGCCACCAGGAGAAACCAGCUGGAUGUCCCCUAUGGAGAUUGCGAAGGGGAAAAAAUGGACAUCUACUUUCCUGAUGAGGACUCCAAGGCUUUCCCCCUCUUCCUGUUCUUCCAUGGAGGAUACUGGCAGAGUGGAAGUAAAGAUGACUCGGCCUUCAUGGUGAACCCGCUGACAGCACAGGGGGUGGUCGUGGUGAUAGCGGCCUACGACAUUGCACCCAAAGGCACGCUGGACCGGAUGGUGGAGCAGGUGACCCGCAGUGUUGCAUUUCUGCAGCGGCGGUAUCCGAGCAAUGAGGGAAUCUACCUCUGUGGACAUUCUGCAGGAGCUCACCUGGCCGCCAUGGUGCUCCUUGCCAAUUGGACCAAGCAUGGUGUCACACCCAACCUCCAAGGCUUUCUCCUGGUGAGUGGAAUCUAUGACCUGGAGCCCAUCAUAUCUACGUCCCAGAAUGCCCCUCUGCACAUGACCCUGGAAGACGCUCAGAGAAACAGCCCACAGCGAUGCUUGGAGAUGGCCCCAGCGAGGCCUGUGGGUCCAUCCUGUUCUGUGCUAGUGGUUGUGGGUCAGCAUGAUUCCCCGGAAUUCCACCGACAGUCCAGGAAGUUCUAUGAGACACUGCGCCGAGUAGGGUGGAAGGCCUCUUUCCAGCAGCUGCGUGGUGUGGAUCACUUUGACAUCAUAGAGAACCUGACCCGAGAGGAUGACGUACUCACCCAGAUCAUUUUGAAAACAAUCUUCCCGACCCUCUGAGGACACCUGGUCUCUAGCCUGUGUGUACCUCAGAAAACCUCCAGAAAAGAGGUGACUGCCACCUAAUGCUGGCUUGUCCAUCCACUGGGACAUUUUCCCUGCUCUGAACACAGCCUCCAUGUCAUUCUUCUCCCCACCUGGAUGGAGCUCCGGGGAGAGCCUGCAGAUUGGCACUGGGAUAUGCACACAGCCACCAUCUGGCCAAGUCUGCCUGCCUCCUGCUGACAGGGCAUGACACCGGCCUCUGGCCGGCUUUCUGUGCCGUUUUGCAGCAUCAGUGUGGACUGGCUGGGACUGGGGCUAUUACUCAGCUCCUGUCUUGCACCACAGAAGAGGGCGGAGUCGGGAGGGAAUGAAGAAUGAAAGAGACCAACCAACUGCCGGGGGUGCAGCUCAAGGGUAGAUGCUUGACCAAUGUGUAUAGGAUCCUGGAUUCAAUCCCUGGUAUUAACAAGGAAAUAAUAAAGGAAAGAAAAAAAAAAAAAGACAGAGAUAAAGGUCAUGCCUGGUGUGGUGGUGUACACCUGAAUCCCAACACGGAAGCAGGAGGGUUGCUUUUAGUUCAAGUCCAGCCUGAGCUGCAUAGCAAGACCGUGUCUAAGUAAGAAAAAGAGCUGAUGAGAUAGUGCAGCAGGUCCGAGGGCCUGGCACCAAGUCUGACAACCUGUGUUUGGUCCUGGGGACCCAUAUGGAAGGAAACAACCAGCUCCCCAAACUCUCCUUUGACUGUCAUGUCUACGUGUGCCUUAGCGUGCACACCUACACAUGCACGAUGGUGAUGAUGUGACGAUGGUAAUAAGAGCCCAGGCUUGUGCCUGCUGUACAGACGAACACAAGGAUUUACUUAGGACUGCAGCAUCCCAGGGAGGCCACCUGCACAAAGACAGUUGUGUGACAGACUCCACCAGACCUAACUCCUGCAGUACACCCCGCAGCCGCUGGGCCUUCCAAAGCAGCUCAUGUGGGCAUUCCUACUUCAUUUUCAAAGCUUCCCCCAAACUGGGCAUGAUGAGGCAUGUCAGGAGCCAUAAAGGCAGGAGGGCCUUUGGACCUAGAAAGGGCUCUUAGCACACAUUUAAUUUAUACUCUGGUUCUCUCUGUCAAGUUUGCUUUUAUGUUGCUGUGAUAAACACCAUGACCAAAAGCAAUUUGGGAAGGAAAGGGUUUAUUUCCUCUUACACUUAAUGGUCUGUCAUUGAAGGAAGCCAUGGCAGGCACUGGGAGCAGAAAUGACCAGAGGAAGGCUGCUUACUCUCUUGCUCCCAGGCUCAUGUUCAUCUGCCUUUGGUAUACAGUCCGUACGCACUAGGAAUGAUACUGCCCACGGUGGUCUGGACCCUCUUCUAUGCGUCAGCAAUGAAGACAGAAUCCUACAGACAUGUCAACAGACUACUCUGAUGGAGGUAAUUCCUCAACCGAGUUUCUCUACCCAGGUGUGUGUCUAGUGUGAAGUUGACAGCUGACACUAACUAUGGCAUCUUGCAUCCUGAUGGUUGUGAGAAACAGUAAACUCACACUCCCAUGUCAUCGCCUUUUUCACCCUUUUCUGCCAAAUCAGAGGCUCAUGCAGAGUGGAGCAUCUGCCUGCUCCUUUUCUCAAAAUUAUUCCCUUAUGUGAGCCA